Cuscuta campestris is the source of this 3078-nucleotide messenger RNA. Lineage: Eukaryota; Viridiplantae; Streptophyta; Magnoliopsida; Solanales; Convolvulaceae. The record is from the annotation of a GenBank genome assembly.
AACGAGAUUUAGGGUGUAUGUGAAAAAUAAAUGCAUUGUGAUUGAAGAUAUUAAUUUGGAUAUUUACUUCACCAAAGAUUUGUUUGAUGAUGUCAUUUCCAAAGCUAAAGAACAGAAUAUAAGUCUUCCUAGGUUUGUUGGUUUUAGAUAUCAUCCUCCAUGGAAAGAAAUUCAGAAAGAGGCACUAGCUUCUGAUAGAGAUUGGAUUAAGAUGGUUGAGAUUUGGGGGGGAGUUGCUUGUAAUUUCAUUCCCUUAUUUGUAGUUGAGUUACAAGAGCCUAGUGCAUUACAAAAAAUGGCAGAGGAACUUCAUGUUACUGCCCAAAAUUUUAAGGACCCAAGCAGUAGUGAUGCUGAGCUUUGGGCUGACAAUUUGCUUGUGACACCAACAAACUAUAGUCAGACUUUUGAAAGUGAAGAUAAUGGGGGUAAUAAAUCUAAAUUAAAUGUGAGAAGGCAAAUGAGUAGGACAUUUGAAGUGCUGGUCCAACCAUCUGUUUUAGACCUUGAGGUUCCAUCCAUUACUACUUCCUCUCCACACCUCUCACCCACAAGUACAGAACCUGAUAGAAUGACAAGAGAGGAAGUUGAGAAUGAUGGCAGUCCUAAAAAGAAGAAAAAGAAGCUUGUGGGGGGAGGCAGUAAAGUACUUGAGAGGACUGAGUUGAAUGUCAAACUUUUGGCUAAAGAAUUAAAAGGUUUAGAAGCUUAUGACAUUCCUGCCUUGAGCAACCCCCAAGUUCCUCCCCAUGUUCCUCCCCUUGAUCUUUUUUUUGAGGAGCCUGUGCUCCCUUCACAGGGGGUAAUUGAUGAUGAUAAAGCAUCAUCUGAAGAUGAAGAAGAUUGUGAUUUUACAGGGAGUGAGGAUGAGUGUUUGAGUAGUGAGGCAGUUUCCUUGGAUGAAGAGUCAGAAAUGGAGGAUGAGUUUGAUCUUGAUGCUGACACUGCCCAUAAAAUGAUGCUGGGUAAUGAGGAAGAAAAUGAAGAUGGGAGUGGCAGUCAGUCCAUUCUUGAGAAAAUGGCUAAGGUGUUUAGGACUGGAAGGCUCUGGGUGAGAAGUGCUCAUGGAAAAGUUGAACUAAAGAAAGGUGACAUAUUCAGUUGCAAAGAGGAUUUUCUUAGGGUCAUGAAGGACUAUGUUAUUCAAAAGGGAAUUUCUCUUAGGAAAAUAAAAAAUGACAAGAGAAGAUACACUCAAGUAUGUAUGAAUAAGGACUGUAAAUUUAAGAUUCAUGCAUCUGUUCUAGUGAUGAUUAAAAGCAUAUGUGAGGAUCAUAUUUGUUCAGUGAAAGAGCACCAUAACAGGGAUGGAGCAGCUUGGGUUGUAACUCACCUUCUAGAAAACUUCAGAAAUAAUAAGCAGAUGAGUGUAGUUACUGCUCAGAAAAUUAUUUUGAAGAAGUUCAGCACUCGCAUACCUGAUUAUACUUGCUGGAGGGCUCUUAGGGUCAUGAGGGGUAUGGUUGAAGGUAGGCAUGAAGAUGGAUACAAGAUGUUACCACAAUACAUGGAGGUUUUUAAAGAAAAGAAUCCAGAUUCCCAUUGCUUCAUUAGGUGGCAGGAGAUUGGUCCAGGGAGAAACCCAGUUUUUAAGAGGUGUCAAAUCUGUAUAGGUUCAUCCAUCACAGCUUUUAAGAAGUAUUGUAGACCCUUGAUUGGUAUUGAUGCAUGUCAUUUGAAGGGUCCAUAUGAGGGAGUGCUCUUGACUGCUAUGGCCUUAGAUGGAAACAAUGGUCAAUUUCCAUUGGCAUAUGGUGUUGCUGAUUGUGAAGAUGAAACAGAGUGGUCUUUCUUCUUACAUGGACUAGCUGUGGCACUUGGCUGCACAUCAGAUGCAUCCCCAUACACAAUAAUAUCUGACAGGCAUAAGGCAAUAAUAAAAGGACUGAGGAAUGCUCUUCCUAAAGCUAAAAGAAGGAUUUGUGUGCUACACUUUUAUAAGAACUUUGCUUCAAAGUUCUCAGGUGCAUGGUUCCAUUCAUUCUUCUACAUUGUGGCAAAUACUUUCUCAGAAUAUGUAUUUAAAAAAGCAAUGGAAAAAAUAAAAGAGGAGGAUGUUGCAGCCUAUGACUGGCUCAUGGACAAUGAACCACAUGAACAUUGGGCCAGACACAAAUUUGAUCCUGCAUUGAAGUGUGAUGACAACACAAACAACUUUGUGGAGUCAUUCAAUAAGGCCAUAAUAUCACACAGAGCCAAGCCAACCUUGCAAAUGCUAGAGGAGAUCAGGAAAUUAAUAGGGAAUAGAUUUGAAAAAAGGUUUGACUUAGGCAGGAGUUGGUCUUCUACAAUAACACCUUAUUUAGACAACAAGUUGAGGGUGCUAGCAAUGGAGUCUAGGGAAUGUUCUGAGGUUGUUGGAGCUGGUAGAGGUGAAUUUGAUGUGGUUGAUGGGAACACCAACUUCAUAGUGAGGCUGAGAGACCAUCAUUGUGACUGUAAUAAGUGGCAAGUGUCAGGCCUUCCUUGUAAGCAUGCAGUUAGAUGCAUUCUGAGGAUGAAUGAGAACCUUGAAAACUACUGUGAAGAUUGGUUUUCAGUUGAGAAGUACAGGAGGCUUUAUGAUGGUAUAAUACAUCCUAUCCCAGAUUCUUGUAUGUGGGGUGAGAGCUCACUUCCUAAACUUGAUCCUCCUAAGACCUUUAAAAAGAAGGGGCGGCCAAAGAAGCACAAAAGAAGAGAUGGAAUUGAUGAUAUAAUUGCAAAAAAGAAGAGGAUGCCUCAUGGGACCAAGCACUGCAGUCAAUGCAAGCAGUUGGGACACAAUCAUAGGACCUGUGGGCAAAUGAGAGAUGAAGGAGGGAGGUUGCAGAAGAAGAAACAAAACAAGAAGAAGAAAUCAACAACACAAGUGUAGUUUGGACAACAAAUGUAUUCUGUUUUCUCUUGUAACAUUGGUUGUGUUGGUUUCAAUCCUGCUGUUUUUUUUUGUCACUGCAGUACUAGCAACCUAUGGCACCUUGGUAACAUAUGUAAUAGUUUUUUGGCAGUAUGGUAUAAAACAAAACAUGGCAGUAAUUUUUUGACAGAUUGGCAGAUUGGUAUUUAGGGUGCUGCCAAUAAUGACCUGUGUUAGAU